AUGAUUAACAUUUCCAACCAUAGAAAUUUUCCACUACUCAAAUGCGCAUCGUUCGCCAAAAUGUUAAGCACAAGCGAACCAAUUCCGGAUUUUGCAGAAGUAACAGAAACCGUCUGUAAGGUUAUGAUGUCUUCUCCCGCAGUCACACUUGACACUGCUCUUAAUCAAACAGGGGUUAGGGUUUCUCCUGAAUUAGUGGAAACUGUGCUCAAGAGGUUCGAGAAUGCCGGGAUGUCGGCGUUUCGGUUCUUCGAGUGGGCGGAGAAUCAGCGAAACUACUCGCAUUCGGUAAGAGCUUAUCACUUGAUGAUUGAGUCUUUGGCAAAGAUUAGGCAGUAUCAGAUUGUGUGGGAUCUUGUUAAUUCAAUGAGGAAAAAGGGUAUGGUAAAUGUUGAAACUUUUUGUAUUAUCAUGAGAAAAUAUGCUAGGGCUCAUAAGAUUGAUGAAGCUGUUUAUACUUUUAAUGUAAUGGAUAAGUAUGAUACGCUGCAGAAUCUCGCUGCUUUUAAUGGGUUGUUGAGUGCUUUGUGUAAGUCUAGCAAUGUGAGGAAGGCUCAGGAGAUUUUUGAUAGUAUGAAGGGACGGUUUGAGCCGGAUUUGAAAAGUUAUAGUAUAUUGCUUGAAGGGUGGGGAAAGGAACCGAAUCUUCCGAAAGCAAGAGAGGUUUUUGGGGAGAUGGUUUCUGCAGGGUGCAAUCCUGAUAUUGUUACUUAUGGUAUAAUGGUUGAUAUUCUUUGCAAGGCGGGAAGGGUUGAUGAAGCGGUCGGGGUUGUCAAGGAUAUGGAUGAUAAUAAUUGCAGGCCGACGUCGUUUAUUUAUAAUGUGCUUGUUCAUACUUAUGGAGUGGAGAAUCGGAUUGAGGAUGCUAUCGAUACAUUCAUGGAGAUGGAAAGGAAUGGAAUUCAGGCAGAUGUUGUGGUGUAUAAUGCCUUGAUUGGUGCUUUUUGUAAGGCGAACAAAUUAAAAAAUGUGUAUAGGGUGUUACGAGAGAUGGAAAGUAAUGGUAUUGCUCCGAAUUCAAGGACCUGCAAUGUUAUCAUGAGAAGUUUGAUUAGCCAAGGAGAGACUGAUAAAGCUUUUAGCGUCUUUCGCAGGAUGAUCAAGCUGUGUGAGCCUGAUGCUGAUACGUAUACAAUGUUGAUAAAAAUGUUUUGUGAGAAGAAUGAAGUGGAUAUGGCUCUGAAAAUAUGGAGGUAUAUGAAGUCAAAACAGUUUGUUCCAAGCUUGCACACUUUUUCAGUUCUUAUCAAUGGACUGUGUCAAAAGGGAAAUGUUGUGAAAGCUUGUAUUUUACUGGAAGAGAUGAUAGAGAAAGGAAUUCGACCGUCGCGGAUUACAUUUGCGAAGUUGAGACAGUUACUUAUAAAGGAAGGGAGGGAAGAUGUGCUCAAAUUUCUGCAUGAGAAAAUAAAUCUUCUAGUUAAGGAACCUUUGUAUGAUUAA
Messenger RNA from Lathyrus sativus (Indian pea), 1443 nucleotides. The record is from the annotation of a GenBank genome assembly. NCBI's taxonomy places the organism in Eukaryota, Viridiplantae, Streptophyta, Magnoliopsida, Fabales, Fabaceae.